This is a messenger RNA of Neurospora tetrasperma FGSC 2508, 516 nucleotides long. RefSeq lists its product as uncharacterized. Lineage: Eukaryota; Fungi; Ascomycota; Sordariomycetes; Sordariales; Sordariaceae. Bases 1 to 516 code for a protein of 171 amino acids. The transcript has 2 exons. The record is from RefSeq and is a predicted model, not a curated record.
AUGCCGCCACUCACUGGAGCUGACAGUAAUACUGAAGAUGUCUCGACCGUCGCACAAUCCAGAUCAGACAGAUUAGAGGUACCUGAAUUGAUCGAAGCCUUCACGCAACUCGAGACUGGCGAUGAAUCACGACCCAACCCAAAAUCUGUUGCGCCUUCUUUAACAGUCCCGAUACCUGUGGCAGACCACGGAACGUACGAAUUAUUUGAGCAUGUGCCUCGUCAGACCAUCGCCGAACUUAUGCGCGAUAUACCAGGGACCUCCUUCAAUGAGUUUGUACGGGUACUGAUUGACUGCGGUUUAUUGAACUGGGAGGACGACGACCUACCCAUAGACCCAAAAACAAGAGUCGCGAUCAUGGCCUUGACAUUUCAGCAGCUUGCAUCGCCCGCUAACCUCAAACUGCCCCCAGAUGUCGUUGAAAGGUGCUCCACAAUGGAUCUUGGACGUCGCCACGAAACUACGUGGUCUCAAAGACAUGUGAGCCGGAUGGAUAGUUCCCUGGCGCCCGGAUAA